AUGUCACACCGGAAGCGUCUCUUGACUAAUGUAGCAGCAAGGGCUGAUGAACCCAAGAUCCGCAGGUCAGAUGGUAGGCUUCUGACUGCAGAAGCGAAUCCAACUUCAGCAGAGACUGAUAGAACCCUGAAGAUUAUGGUCCUUAAAUACACUUCAAGCAUGGAACCCAUCCUCUGUGGCUCAACUUUCAUCCAAAUGCUAGGCAGGCAAUUAUAUGGGACUAGAAAGAUGAAUAAAAAUAAACUGAUUCAUGAUUUCCUGGAGGUAGUUUCAAAAGGUGAUGUGGAAGUCAUCUGUGACCAUAUUACAAAAGUCCACUCCAUGCUUGGCAGUCUUGACUUUCAGCACCCAACGACUGGAAAUACACCUCUCAUCACUGCAGCAGAAGAAAAUUUAACAGAGGUUGUUGGAUUUCUUCUGGAAAAAGGAGCAGAUAUCACCCUUUGCAACUACAGCAAUCAAACGGCAGUCCACGUAGCUAACUGCUCUAUCCAAAAACAGCUUCUCUUGGCCACUCAUGGAAUCCAGGCUCCCCAAAUGCAACUUCUACAAAGUUCAUGGAAAGGUGAUCUCAAACAACUUCAACACUUGCUGGCAUCAGAGAAGGUCCUGGAUAUCAACUUCCCAAACCAGCAUGGCUUGACCGCCCUGAUGUUGGCUGUGAGAGACGUGGACCUAUUUGAGAGUCUCGACAUGCUAACAAUCUACAGGCCUGUGGAAGUUCUGUCCGAGCUCCUCAGACAUCGCGCAGAUCCUAAACUCUGUGAUUUUAGAGGAAAGUCAGCGAUACAUUAUGUGUCACAAAUAAAGAGUUUGAGGAAACAACAGUUACUGGACAUUCUAAUGAAUUCUAUGCCAAAACCAGAAAGACAUGCUGAAUCAUUGCUUGACAUUUGUCAUGAUACAAACUCUUCUCCAAAUGAUAUGAUGACAGCCAAUCAAAAUCAAAACAUACUCUUGCAAAGUCUCAGCAGCAGUGAGUAUUUUGACCAAGAUGGAAGUUGCUUUAGAAGUUUGGUGGUGAACAAACAAGAUAGUGAAUCGGGUGGAAGUCAAAUGGACACCCAACCCCCAACCUUGGAAGGUGUUGAGAUUAUUGUUACUUUUCCAGGAGAUGUCUGUCAUCCCCAAGAAAGGAAUCAAGAAGAUCCCAAAGAAAACAAUCAGAAAACCUUAGCACAUCAAGAAUGGACACGAGCACAUUCUGUUUCUUUCCCCAGUGAAAUUGAGAUGGUGGCGCCGAGGACAAAGACUCUGGGGAUGCAGUCUUUCAUUCUGGAGAAAGAGGAGAGUUCCAGGGAGCUCUGUGAUGUGGAUUUGGGCUUCGUGUUGCCAAGAUCUUGUUUAGAACCAAACAUCUCCAAGUCUGUAACCAGAGAAGAAGCUCCUCACUUAAUAAAGGCGAAACAAAGAAAAUCUGAAGAGUUUUCUAUCCCUGAUAUGAAGCACAGCAGCAGGAAAAUUGAGUUCCCACUCCCGCCAUUGUCACUCCUGCCCAGGAGAUCUGGCCUUCUUACCAUCCCCCCAAAUCACAAGGUUCAAGUAGAGAGAGAAAGACAUAUUCCAAGUCUCCUAUCCUUUGUACCAAGUAUCUCAGAGCCCAUUAGUCGAUCUGAUGAGUUUAGAUCAUCAAACAAGCAACAGGAAGCUCCAUGUAAGGUGUUUGCCGAUCAGACUCUCAGAUCAUCUGAUAGCUCCAUUUGGUCCAGAAACAUGUGCUCUUUUCGGAAGGCUAACUUUCACAGAAUACACCUAGAACUGGAGAAGAAUUGGAAUUCCAAGGAAACAGAAGGAUGUGACAAAAUUGAAAGAUCUCACUUGGAAAAAGGAGGGUCUUUGGAGUUCUUUGAGAAUUUUAAGGAAGAUCCUAUUUCCACUGAUAUGGAAGAGGACAUUGGCUGUCAUGGAAGUGAAAUGAGAAAAGCAGAAGAGAACACUCAAUAUCUUUCAUCAAGAAAUAAAGAGAGGUCAAUACUCAGAAACUGUGAACAAGAAUCAGAAAUUGCCUGUGUCCUCCUAAGCGAGCUCCAAGAAGCCCAGUAUUCAGAGGUCACUCAAGACCAGGUUGACGAGACUAGAAAUGAUCUCACUGACUCAAAAAUUGCUUCAGUGUAUAAAACAGAAACAAGUGAGCAAAAUCAUGAAGAAUUCCAAGAGUAUCCUGUGCUUAAAAGCUUAUCCAAUAUAAUCCUCGAUGACCCCAUUGAAAAAUUCCCAGAAGGUCAUAGCAGCAUGGAGACAAACAUAAAGCUAUCAGCUGUGGAAGAAACUAAGCCAGAAGUGAAUGAAGUGGUGUCUCUUAUCCGCAUCACUUUCCCUGGAGAUGGAGUCCCCAAGGACCCAGCAGUAGUCAAACCAAGCCUCCAAAAAAGAAAAGGCUGCCUUCAUACCAACAACCAGAGCUUCAAUAUACUUGCACACCAAGAAAAUGACAAACAUAAGAUGAAAACCUAUAGAAAUAAAUUUGAUUCAAAGACAAAGAUAAAUAACAGGACACCUCAGAAUUUCAUGAAUUCCACUGAAGGGUCUACUAAGCCCACCAUGCAUAAAAUGAGCCUAAAAACUCAAGUUUUCCCUGCUUUAGGAUUUGUUGACUCCAGGUCUCAGCAAUUGCCCAAGUUUCACAGAAGGACGCCACAGAUAGAAAAGAAGCAAUCAACUUACAGACCUCUGAAGCCUAAAAGGCCAUCCUUUCCUUGCAUCUGUAAAAAUGCUGUCAUCAAAAAGUCACCUGUUUCUUUUUCUGUUCAACCAACACAACCAAACCUAAAUCACCUAGAUCUUAAGUAUAGUGACAUGUUCAAAGAAAUCAAUUCAACUGGCAAUGGGCCUGGAAUCUAUGAAAUGUUUGGAACCCCUGUUUAUUGUCAUGUAAGAGAGGCUGGACGACAUGAAAACAAAUAUUACCGAGAGAUAUGCUCAGCUCCAUCUGGCAGAUGUGUCACUAACAAAUGUCGAUCCUCACACAGUGAGAGGAGCAACAAUAACAGAACCAGACAUGCUCAGAAAAGAUCACAUAGUAAACCCCCAAAUACUUCUCUUGGCAUUAAACAAAAGCACAAAGUUUUAAUUUCCAAAGAAAAGAGUUGCAAGCCAAUAGCUAGAGACCUAGAAGAUACUGAAAAUGAAGAGGUUGUUGCAGAACAAGAUUGGCAGGUGAAGUCUUCAGGAAAUGAGUUUUCAUCUUUCAAAGAUGAUGUUCAGCCCAUGAAACUGGCUCAGUAUCCUCAGCAGUCCAUUGAACAGAACGAAUUCCUUCCUAUUUCAGAUUUGUCCAUUGUUGCAGAGGUCUCUAUGGAAGAGUCUAUCAAUGAGGGACAAAUUUCUAAUAAUCAAAUACUUGCCUCAAGCCUCAGAGAUCUUCAUGAACUUGAAGACCUACAUCAUCAGAUCUCAUUUGUCUCUUCAGAAAACAGCUGGGCAAUGCCCAGUGAUAAGAAUUCUAACAAACAUGUAUUGCAAAAAAAACAGAAUGAAGUAUCUCUUGGUAAUUUAAAAACCAAUCAAAUUUUAACCGACAGUCUAGAAUUUGAUAGUAUUUCAAAUAAGUCUAAAGCACUCAUGAACUUCUCUUUCCAUGAGAAGCAAGAAAGUGCAACUUCUCAAAGAUAUCAAAACUGGGCACAUUCUUUGGACCCUGAUAGUUUAGCAAAUAAGUCAAUUACAUAUCAAAUGUUUGGGAAAUCUUUAAAUGAUGAUCAUUCAAUUUCCCAAGAAAUUCUGGACUCUGUAAGGAAUGAAGAAUUGACAGAUGAACUCUUAGGUUGUCUAGCUGCAGAACUAUUGGCUCUCGAUGAAAAGGACAACUCUUGCCAAACAAUGGAAAAUGAAACAGAUCCUGAAAGUCUAAAUCUUGACUUCAGUGAGAGAGGAACUACCACACAAGAACUGGACCAAGAGGCAACAAAAGUCAAACUACAGAGGUACAGUAAUGGGUUCAGAAUUUAUGACAGGGAAGAGAAAUUUCUCAACACAAAUGAAAAGAAGACAUUUUCUGAAAAUAGUUUAAAGUGUGGAGAGCCUGUCCUAUGGACCAAGGGUGAGAUCCUUGGGAAGGGAGCCUACGGCACAGUAUACUGUGGUCUUACUAGUCAGGGACAGCUAAUAGCUGUAAAACAGGUGGCCUUGGAUACCUCUGAUAAAUUAGGGACUGAAAAAGAAUACAGAAAAUUGCAAGAAGAAGUAGAUUUGCUCAAAGUACUGAAACAUGUCAACAUCGUGGCCUAUUUGGGGACAUGCUUGGAGGAGAACAUUGUGAGCAUUUUCAUGGAGUUUGUUCCCGGUGGUUCAAUCUCUAGUAUUAUAAAUCGUUUUGGUCCAUUGCCUGAGAUGGUGUUCUGUAAAUAUACAAAACAAAUUCUACAGGGUGUUGCUUAUCUCCAUGACAACUGUGUGGUGCAUCGAGAUAUCAAAGGAAAUAAUGUCAUGCUCAUGCCAACCGGAAUAAUAAAGCUGAUCGACUUUGGCUGUGCCAAGCGUUUGGCCUGGGCAGGUUUAAAUGGCACUCACAGUGACAUGCUUAAGUCCAUGCAUGGGACUCCAUAUUGGAUGGCCCCGGAAGUUAUCAAUGAGUCUGGCUAUGGAAGGAAGUCGGACAUCUGGAGCAUUGGCUGCACUGUGUUUGAGAUGGCCACGGGCAAGCCUCCGCUGGCCUCCAUGGACAGGAUGGCUGCCAUGUUUUACAUAGGAGCGCACCGAGGACUGAUGCCGUCUUUGCCGGACCGCUUCUCAGAGCAUGCAGUGGACUUUGUGCGUGUGUGCCUAACCAGGGACCAGUACCAGCGGCCUUCUGCUCUCCAGCUCCUCAAGCACUCCUUCUUGAAGAGAAGUCACUAA
Messenger RNA from Chrysochloris asiatica (Cape golden mole), 4836 nucleotides. RefSeq names its product mitogen-activated protein kinase kinase kinase 19 (gene MAP3K19). Gene Ontology annotation, biological process: protein phosphorylation. Lineage: Eukaryota; Metazoa; Chordata; Mammalia; Afrosoricida; Chrysochloridae. The transcript has 18 exons. The coding region runs from base 1 to 4836 and encodes 1611 amino acids. The record is from RefSeq and is a predicted model, not a curated record. Gene Ontology annotation, molecular function: protein binding; protein kinase activity; ATP binding.